Protopolystoma xenopodis is the source of this 396-nucleotide messenger RNA. The record is from the annotation of a GenBank genome assembly. Lineage: Eukaryota; Metazoa; Platyhelminthes; Monogenea; Polystomatidea; Polystomatidae.
UGCCAAAAGGCUGUACAGUUUACUGGGGGGGAAUCUGCCCAAUCGACGCGAUCGCAACGGAAGAGCUCGACGUGGGCAACCAGUAUCGCGCUGACAAUCGCUGAAACGAGUCUUCCUCCACGAUCCGACGACCCGAGGUACGAGUCUGCCAGAGGGGAGACACGUUGCGUAAUCCCCGGUUGGGAGGCGCGAUCAGCGCACAUCUCACACCGAACAGCAUGUCAUGCACGUCUGUUUAUUUGUUCAACACCCCAAUUGUCGGUCCAUCUCGUAACUCGACUAAAUGUCAGUCUCUCUUGCCUCGACCACUCGGCCAGCGUCACCCCCGCUUCAGCCGUUUGUCGUAGAGACUACUCUCCACACAGACCAACACACACAUGCAGGCACCUCCUCUGA